Messenger RNA from Umbelopsis ramanniana AG, 3682 nucleotides. RefSeq lists its product as uncharacterized. Lineage: Eukaryota; Fungi; Mucoromycota; Umbelopsidomycetes; Umbelopsidales; Umbelopsidaceae. The record is from RefSeq and is a predicted model, not a curated record. Gene Ontology annotation, biological process: protein deubiquitination; regulation of proteasomal protein catabolic process; proteasome-mediated ubiquitin-dependent protein catabolic process. Gene Ontology annotation, molecular function: cysteine-type deubiquitinase activity; proteasome binding. The coding region runs from base 37 to 3387 and encodes 1116 amino acids. The transcript is spliced from 12 exons.
CUCGCUUGCGUUUCACUACUUUCCUUUGGCAACUCCAUGCAGCAUCGUAUACCUCUUACUCCUGCUGCUUGGAGCAACUGGCUAACAUAUGAGAAGCCAAGCCAGGAACGACAACACCAACAUAACUUAAUUCUCGUCUCUGACCCUUCACAACCCGUCAUUGCCAACUCUGAUAAAGAGAAUCAGCAACCUCAAGUUCAAUCCAAUAGCCUUCAUUUGUUAUGCCUGAUAUGCCAUGGCCGCUUUAUCAUAACAAUAACAAGUCAAUUGGAAUCAGAUUCUCGGACAUGUACCGGCGUGGACUACAAGACCCACCAUUUCCACCAAGACGGUGCCUACUCUGAUCGCUGCUGUGGUUGCGACUUCCAAGUGACAUGGGACUACAAAGACCCGUUGCUGGCUAUGUCCGUCAUAGAGAGCAUGUCUGAUACUCGUAAGGUCAAUAUUUCUUAUGCAGACCAUGCACAAGGACAAGUAGCUUCUGCUCCAACCGUCGCUUCUGCGCUCGCCACCAUACUGGUUUACAUACGCGAUAUGCUUACUGGCGUUCGGCGCAAUAUCAACAUUCAGAACAAAAGCUUCGUUGUACGAAUAGGUGCAGAUAGCGCUAGUACACAAUUGUUCGGUACCUUGGGGUUCAAACUUGAGGAAAACAUGUUAAUAUCAACUUUGGGGACUGAACCUGAAGAUGAGCUGCUGUUGCAGAUUGUGCGCCAAGAAAUAGAAGCGACCCUGGCCAGCAUCCGCAGUCCACAUGGUUACCUCAGCAUACCAGACGAAAGCAUCGUCCCUCACUUUGAAUCAGCUAUCCCGGCAUUAGAGACUUUCCUCGGAGGUCAAUAUGACCGAAGAACCGCAAACAGUACUGUUUCUACCAAUGAAGAAUUCAGCUUGCUUGGAGGUGUUCCAGAUAUGGCCGACAACGUCAUAGUGUGGUUAUAUAGGCUAUUAGUGAAUGAACAACCGCAAAAUCACUCUGGAUGGUUGGAUACCCUGGAAAAGAUAGCGCAAGCAACUAAAAGUGAAGAGCUUCCAACAGAAGUGGCUAUAGAACAUAGCCAAGGUGUAUUUGGUCUCACAGAUGUAACCAGAGCCUAUCAACACUUUGACCUUGCUGACCCACAAAAUGUCGAUGACGAUUUAAUUCUGGGCUUAUACGACAUCAAAAUGACGGAUGAGCCGGCCAAUGCUAAACAUCAUCUGGACAUGCUCCGUGUCAUUGCAAACCAUAGGCAGAGUGACAAACUGUUCCAUUUACUCAGCUCUGUUGGCGACUAUGAAAGACCGAAGAAGCUUAAUGUCGAUAAAACUGCAUCUGAUGUUCCUGCCGCACCGUUUACUGCGGAAGCAGCAUUUUCAGAAACCCCAGUCGGUCUGAACAAUAUUGGAAAUACGUGCUAUUUAAAUAGUUUGCUUCAGUAUUAUUUCACCUUGAAGGAACUUAGAGACACCGUCCUAGACAUGGAUAUGUAUGUAGAGCAUGAAGAUGACCCUGAAUGGGAAGAAAAAAGAAUAGGUGGCAUCAAAGUCGGUCAUAAUGAAGUGAGACUCGCUAAACAAUUUGUGACUCUGCUGAGGGAACUGUUCUUAAACUUGACUCAUACGCAUCAACUUUCCAUUGCUCCACAAGAGAACCUAGCCUACAUGGCCCUUACUAGCGCUGACGAAAUUGCAAACUCUACUGAGAACUUUUUGGCUCCCAUCACCACAGCUCAGCCCUCCUCCGAUGAAACAAGCCUAGUGGGUCCUGUGAAUGCCGAUACCGGUAAAGAAAGCAAUGCCAAGCAGGAACUGGAAGCUGUAGCCGAAGAGGAGGAAGCCGUGACACCUGAUUCCCAAGGGAAUGCCGAAGUACCAGAAGCCAUGGAUGUACUCACGGAAGAAAGUAAUCCUGAUACAAUGGAUGAAAUUGUCACAUCGGAAGCGGAUGCCCAAGCUCCUUCUGUCCAUGAGAAUGAUGUUUCUGAAAAUGACAACAUGAAGGUCGAUGAAGAAGGCGACACGUCAUCUACUGAACUGCAACUUGACCAAGAUGAAGCUACACAGUCACCUCCUGAUGAAACUAAUCAUGUGUCUAGCCAGCUACGAAGUACACCGUCCACAGAAACCCUUGCGACUACUGGAAGUCAAGCUACUGUUAACGAAGCAGUCGAUAUACCCCCAUUGCCAGAACGAAGACCAGUGCCUCCUCCACCAUCUUAUGCCACCACAGAAGGUAAAGGCAAGGUCACCGAAAGCACCAAUCCUUUCGAGUCAAAUGUUCGUGCACAAGAUCCAUCCAAAAUGUUAUUUGGUCGCCAACAGGAUGUAACAGAAUGCAUGGGCAACUGCAUGUACUUUUUUGAGGCGGCUUUACGACCCACAGCAUCGGAUGAAAGCUCGUCUGACGAGAAGACAGAUCUAGUCAAGGAACUAUUUUACGGAAAAGCCAGACAAAUUCUAUCCUACAACAACGAGGAGACCAACCAGCUGGUCACCAAGAUUAAGGAAGAGGAGUUUUCUCAUUUGAUUGUGGAUGCAGCGGAAGGCAAAAACUUGUACGAUGGGCUCGAUGAAUACUUUUUCGCAGACGAUGUUGAUGACUAUCAAGGAGGCAACUGUGCUGUCCGAGAGGUUGCUGUGACGCAAUUUCCUCCCAUUCUACAAGUGCAAGUGCAGCGUGUCCAAUUUGACCGCCGGUCGGCCAGAGUUUACAAGUCCAAUGCUUUCGUACAGUUUGAUGAAACUAUCUACUUGGAUCGCUACUUGGAUAGUAAUUUUGAUACGCUAGCUGAUCGACGCAAACGCGUUACUGAAUGCCGAAAGGAAAUCGAUACUUACAAGGCUGAUAUCACUGAGCUGACUGAGAAUAAGAAAUACCCCAUGCCUGUUGCAGAGAUGCUAGAGAUCACGACCAAGAUAUUACAAGAUAAUCAAGCUAAUAGCAGCAUUUCCAGUGAAGAUCAUGAAAAGGUCAUGCGCAUUUUGGAAGAAGAAAUCAAAGCCGUCAAAAGUAAAAUAAGUGAUCGGGAAAGUAGAAUUGAGAGUCUCAUAAAGGAAGUCAGUACCAAGUACGACGAUUUACAAGAGUGUAAAUACCAGCUACAUGCAGUUUUUAUUCAUCAAGGACAAGCCAAUUACGGUCAUUACUGGAUAUACAUUCGGGACCAUGUUGGUGGAAAAUGGUGGAAGUAUAAUGAUACAAAUGUGAGUGAGGUCAAUGAGGCCGAGAUUUUCAAGGAUACCACGGGUUCGACGGCCAAUCCAUACUUUUUAGUGUAUGUGCGAUCGUCAGGUAAGCAGGCAUCUGAUAAAAGUCCAGAAAACGAUGAUCUCAUUACUAACAAUGUAUACUCAGAUCUCGCUAAGCACGUUAUGACCAUCUGUCGAAAGAAACUCAGUCAAUAAAAAACCGCCUUCUACAUUUUUCUGGAUAGUUCACUAACUCCGAAAGAACUGCGGUCAUGACUAAAAAAGAGAUGAUGGAUUACCAUGGCAACAUGACUGCCAAACGACAGAUCAAGGAGGUCAUGCCUUCUGACACGUACCUUAUUAAAGACAUGUCUUCUGCACAAUAAAUAGAUUUUAACCCAUGCACGUUUUCCACUUUACGUGGUGCUCACGUUGACUGCUGAUUGUGCGGAGAAUGAAGCAUCUCGAAAAAUUUGCUAGGAACAACAAAAAAAUUAUAUAAGCAGCUGCC